Molecule: messenger RNA, 2482 nt
Organism: Vigna radiata var. radiata (mung bean)
Lineage: Eukaryota; Viridiplantae; Streptophyta; Magnoliopsida; Fabales; Fabaceae
Product: dol-P-Glc:Glc(2)Man(9)GlcNAc(2)-PP-Dol alpha-1,2-glucosyltransferase
Exons: 9
Coding region: 782-2305 (507 amino acids)
Biological process (GO): protein N-linked glycosylation; dolichol-linked oligosaccharide biosynthetic process
Cellular component (GO): endoplasmic reticulum
Molecular function (GO): dolichyl pyrophosphate Glc2Man9GlcNAc2 alpha-1,2-glucosyltransferase activity
Source: RefSeq, a predicted model, not a curated record
UUUCAUAUAAGUUACGAUGUUGUUCCCUCAAAUGGAGAGUGAAGAUGACCCAAAACCCAGAAGUGUGAAUACUGAACAAACAGCAUAGUAUUUGGCGCUGCAAUUCUCUUUCAGAAACCUUUUUGUUUGAGCUAAUCCUUUUUAUCAAAAAAUUUCACCCCUUCAAAAUUUGGCUCAAAGGGGCUUUUUCUCUUUCUCUGUCACAGCUUUCAGUCUGUGGCAGGUCUCGGCGUGCUCCUCGGCAUCACUCGCUUCUCUCUGCAAAUUCACUUCCGCUGCAAUGGCAAGGAUUGCAAAUCACACUUCCUAUUGUCACUGUGACUUAGUUAGGAACGCAUUACAAUUUCCAUAGAAGGUUUGCCAUUGAAUGGAAUAGUUUCAUACUGACUAGAAAUUGACCCUUUUGGAUUGUGCUGAUUUUAAUGCCUAUUUGUUAGCAGGGAAUGCAGAUAUUUCUUUCAGCUUUGGAAUAUACAUAUUUGUAACUUUGUCAAGAUAAAAAGCACCCUAUUGUGCUUCUCAUGUGAUACUUGGAUGCAUAACUGUCUUUGUAGUAUUCCAUGCUUUGUAAUGCAACUUCAUAUUCGUGAGAAAGAUGUCUACAUCAGUUAUACAAUUUAUAUAGCUUCUUCAGUGUUGUUAUUCAGGGAAACUUUAGGGUGAGAAUUCAUCUGGAGCAGGCUGAGUCAUAGUUGUUGCACAUGGCAAUGAUAUACGCUUUUUAACAUCUUGAAUUAUUGUUGCUCUUGUGGUCCUGUUAUUAUUGAAGAUAGAGGAGGAAAUGGGAAAAAUAGCUCUUGCAGCAAUAAUGAGCUUAUGUGUUAUUCCUGCCUCCAUAAUGGUUAAUCGCAUAGUUCCUGAGCCAUAUAUGGAUGAGAUAUUUCAUGUACCACAGGCAAAGCAUUACUGCAAGGGAAAUUUUGGAAGUUGGGACCCUAUGAUUACCACUCCUCCUGGCCUGUACUGUCUUUCACUUGCCCAUGUUGCUUCUUUGUUUCCAGGCUUGUACUCUGUACAAGCUAUUUCCUCAUUUUCUGACAUGUGCUCUGUGGCAAUCCUUCGAUCAGUUAAUGGUGUCUUAGCAAUUGUCUGCAGUGUAAUUUUAUACGACAUAAUUAUGCAUUUGAAGCCAACACUUACCAAGAGGAAGGCGAUGCUUCAAGCAGUGGUCCUAUCCUUGUACCCCCUUCACUGGUUUUUCACUUUUCUCUAUUACACAGAUGUUGCAGCUGUUACGACAGUGCUGGCUAUGUAUCUAGCAAGUUUGAAGAAAAAUUACUGGUUUAGUGCAUUGAUUGGAGCAUUGGCAGUUGUUAUUCGACAAACAAAUAUUGUAUGGGUGUGUCUUGUUGCAUGCACUGGGAUCAUAAAUAUUUCUGUGACUCAUGGAAAGCAAAAUACAAAAUCUAUCAAGUCUGAUGUGUCUGCCAAGCAUGGUUUAGAAUAUGCUACCGGUAUUAAUACAGAGGGUUUCAAUCUGAGAAAGCGAAAAAAUGUUCAAUCUGGGAAUACUAUUGAACACUCAUCAUCACGUGAUUCUUCUCCUUCCUCUUACUCAGGUUUUGCUGAUGAAUUAUGGGCCAUCCUUUUAACAUUACGGUACAUGAAAUGGGAGAUUCUAAUUUCAUUUUGCCCAUUUCUCAUGGUGGUGGUGGCCUUUAUUUUAUUUGUCUAUUGGAAUGGAAGUAUUGUUCUGGGUGCAAAAGAAGCACACGCAGUUACCCCACAUUUUUCUCAGAUGCUUUAUUUUAGUUUGGUUUCUGUACUGGCUCAGGCUCCUAUGCAUAUCACUAUCACCCAGGCUGUGGACUUGUUUCGUAUGUUUCGGAAGAGUAGGGCCCUUCUAUUCUUUCAGAUGUUCCUGGCCCUUGUAGUUGGCAUGCUCUCAGUACACUUUUUCAGUGUAGCUCAUCCAUACCUUCUUGCUGAUAAUCGGCAUUACCCUUUUUAUCUUUGGAGGAAAGUUAUAAUGGCUCACUGGACAAUUAAAUACCUUCUGGUCCCAGUUUAUAUAUGUUCAUGGCUUUCCAUCAUCCACAUGUUGGGAAAAACAAGGAGUAAAAUAUGGGUUUUGGCAUACUUCUUGGCCACUGCAGCUGUUCUUGUACCAGCUCCACUGAUAGAGUUCAGAUACUACACCAUACCAUUCUAUUUCCUGGUGCUUCACUGUGACAAUUGUGAUGAUCAAAGUUGGAUUCUCACAGGCAUACUGUAUAUUGGGGUCAAUAUCUUUACAAUGGCCAUGUUUCUGUUUCGGCCUUUCCAUUGGGCCCAUGAGCCUGGAAUUCAAAGGUUUAUAUGGUGAUUCAAUUCAUUGAAAAAAAAAACAGCGAAACUACCUUUUUUGUGAGGCUUUUACCACCACCAGUUUUACAAGAGUGGAAUUUUAAAUCUUAGUUAUCUUUCUGAGUGAUUUAAAUCUCCUUAGUUGAUAUGAUAAUCCUUUUAACUAUUGGAAGAAAAGUUAGUUUUUCUUGUUGAA